This is a messenger RNA of Lotus japonicus, 2039 nucleotides long. RefSeq names its product F-box/LRR-repeat protein At5g63520-like. Gene Ontology annotation, biological process: positive regulation of proteasomal ubiquitin-dependent protein catabolic process; protein polyubiquitination. The record is from RefSeq and is a predicted model, not a curated record. Gene Ontology annotation, molecular function: protein binding. NCBI's taxonomy places the organism in Eukaryota, Viridiplantae, Streptophyta, Magnoliopsida, Fabales, Fabaceae. Bases 181 to 1887 code for a protein of 568 amino acids. The transcript is spliced from 11 exons.
GCAAAAAUGAUGCUAGCCCAGUGUUUUACCGCUUUCUUUCCUAGGCACCGUGUCGGGGGUUGUGUCUGCCUGAACCUGAAGCACUGAACUCUGAUGAUGUUUUCUCAUGUCUGAAGUUUCAAGUUUGAACCAAAAUGGAGGAGAAUCCAUCGCCAUCAUCAACACUCAACAGCUUCGAACAUGGGCGUGAGUUUGCUGAACGAGGACCUUCUUCACAACAUUCUAACCAGGCUUCCUGCCCUAUCGUUCGCUUCAGCAACUUGCGUUAGCAAAACGUGGAACUCUGUCUCCAAUCGCAUCCUUUCUCGUCCCAAGCUCUCCUCUGCGCUUUCUCUCAACCCUUCACCCAACGAUGCAGUGAAUGAGGUUCUUCACAAGAUUCUGUCCGAGCCCAUCCGACCUCAUUUUGCUAUUGUCAAUCUUGCAGUUGGAUUCGGAGCGUCCAAGAUUCUGUGGCUUGUUACAAAGACAUUGGGUUCCGAUAUUCCAGUUAUUGUCUCCGUGACAAAUGGUAUUAUGGGAAGGGAUGCUCUUACGGGUGAAUUUAAAGAGGUCAAGUGGGAUGCCGAUGCGCUUAUAAGUGCCAUUGUAGAUGAGGGCAUAGUGUUGACUGUUGGCUACUUGCCAGGAUUAAAAGUUGAAGCUAUACCAUUGCAAAGACCAGCCAAGGUUGAGCUGGGCGAACCUGGGAACCAUGCAACUCACACCUGUGUUUUUUAUUUCCUUUGGUUUGAUGUCACAUUGAGUUCGACUUCUUUGGUUUUGAUAGCUGUGGAAGGGGGGAGGUGUGAUGACGAUGCAGUUUCUUGUGCAGUCAGGGGAGAGGGUCACAAGAAGACACCUCAAGAACCAUGGAUUGACAAUUUUGUGAUGGAUAUCAAGGAAUAUUCUGCCUCUGUCUCCAGUUGCCAAUUCCCUGUUGGGAUUAUGCUGUUCGGAGAAGCAACCUCUGACAUGGAACUGCUUCUGAAGAAAUUGGACUAUGCCAUGCCGAUGGACACAUUCAUUGUGGGUAAUGAGCGAGGCUCCGUUGUAUACAGAAGUGGAAAUGAUUAUAGGAGCAUCUGUGAUAAUACAAAGGACAUAGAAGCUGUUGCUCUUGUAUUUGCUCAAGACAAAGACAGGUCUUCUGGAAGUAUUAGAUUUCAUAUUGCAUUCUCAAACGGUGUUUCAACUGUGGGUGCUAGAUACAAGGCAGAUUCAGUUCAAACAAACUUCGAUGUAUGUUCUACAAGGCUAAUGGCUAGGCGGGAAGGGCAGCAGGAACUUCUUGAUGGUCAGAGUAUUCUACUUGAGCUUAAAAAUUCGCUUCCGAAAUUGCAGCAGAUGGAGAAUCACAUCCAGAGACCAGAGUUCCUCAUUCGGGUAAUUAAACAUAGGAAGUUCUCCAUUGGAGCAGAGAAGCCAAUGCCAAGAAAGUCUAUUGCAUAUCAUGGAGUUUUAGGAGUUGAUGAAGAGUAUCUAUAUGUUGAUGGAAUUGGCAUAAAAAAAGGAGAUAUCUUUCAGUUCUACCAUUCAGAUCCUAAUGCAGCGUUAGUGUCAUUAACGGUGGUCCAUGAUGUGCUCAACAAUAUUAAGAUGGGAAAAAAUUCCAGGAGGUUCAUGGGUGAUGGAGACAACAGCAUUAAUGUUUUCGGCGGUUUUAUUUUUGCUUGCUAUGGCCGUGGUGAAUCAUUCUUUGGACGUCAUGAUGUGGAUAGCUCCCCAUUCUUGGAGAAUUUCCCAGGAGUGCCAUUGGGUGGCAUAUUUUGUUGUGGUGAAAUAGUUCGUCCUUGUACCCCUUUGAUUGGCCAGCAUCAAGGAGCAGGCCCCAUUAGUUUCUGUUUGCAUACUUAUGGCACUGUCUAUUUAGUGAUGUCAUAUGCUCCUCCCUCUGUGGAACAAUAGAUGCUGCUCAUGUUUUGUUCUCGUGAUGUACAUUGCUAGUUUAUGGAGGAUGCUCUAUCCUAUGGUGUAUCAGAUAAUACCAUUUUGUUACAUGGAGAUGGAGUUUACUUGUUUUACUAUCACAAAAUCACUAUGAAACUGACUUCCAAGUC